Molecule: messenger RNA, 2343 nt
Organism: Esox lucius (northern pike)
Lineage: Eukaryota; Metazoa; Chordata; Actinopteri; Esociformes; Esocidae
Gene: gnb3b
Product: guanine nucleotide binding protein (G protein), beta polypeptide 3b
Exons: 8
Coding region: 281-1297 (338 amino acids)
Biological process (GO): G protein-coupled receptor signaling pathway
Cellular component (GO): cytoplasm; heterotrimeric G-protein complex
Molecular function (GO): signaling receptor complex adaptor activity; protein binding
Source: RefSeq, a predicted model, not a curated record
UUGAUCUCCUUCAUCCUCUCCAAUCCUCAUCUGUUCCUCACAGGAGCAAGAGAGACAGAAAGAGAGAGUUUUCACAGGUUGCCUGCAAUCAGUCUGUGGGUGAAAGCUCAAGAGGAAAGAUAGGAAGAGAAGGACCUGACUCCAGGAUUGCGGGACGUAAAACAGCUGCUUCAAAAGGCUAACGAGGCAGAGAAGACACAAAAACAAGAAAGACCACAUUUUGUGUGGAAAGAUUACUGGUUAUUUUCUCCGGCGGUAAAAGCCCCUGUCAAACGUUGCCAUGGGUGAAAUGGAAGCGCUGAAAAAGGAGGCUGAUGGCCUUAAGACACAGAUUGAGGCGGCCCGCAAGGCGGUCUGUGACACCACUAUGGCUGCUGUAUCCUCUGGAGUGGCAGCUGCACCCCGCAUCCAGCUGAAGAACAGAAAGACAUUGAAGGGUCACUUGGCCAAAAUCUACGGCUUGCACUGGUCCUCUGAUAACAGGCAAAUGGUCAGUGCCUCACAGGAUGGCAAGCUUCUUAUUUGGGACUGUUACACUGGCAACAAGGUAUAUGCCGUCCCCCUCAAGUCCUCCUGGGUGAUGAGUUGCUGCAUGUCCCCUUCUGGCAACAUGGUGGCCAGCGGAGGUCUGGAUAACAUGUGCACCAUUUACAACAUCAAGGCUGCCAGCCCAAAGACUCUCAGGGAGCUGGACGCACAUGAAGGCUACCUUUCCCAUUCUCGCUUCCUCAACGACAGCGAGAUCCUCACCGCAUCCGGUGACACCACCUGUUGCCUGUGGGACCUGGAGACCGGCAAGCAGAAGACGAUCUACAAGAGCCACGUUGGCGACUGCAUGUGCCUGGCCGUGUCCCCAGACCAGAACACCUUCGUCUCAGGAGCCUGUGACUCCACCGCCAAGCUGUGGGACAUCAGAGACGGCAACUGCAAGCAGACCUUCAUCGGCCACACGAGCGAUGUCAACGCCAUUGCGUUCUACCCAAGUGGCACUGCGAUCAUCACAGGUUCCGAUGACUGCUCCCUCAAGAUGUUCGACUUUCGCGCGGACAACGAGGUCAACGCCUACGCGGACGCUGCUUUGAACGCUGGCGUCACAUCAGUCUCCCUCUCCAGCUCAGGACGCCUCAUCUUCGGCGGCUAUGAUAACUUCAACUGCAACAUCUGGGAUUCUCUGAAGGCCGAGAAAGUUGGUGUACUGGCUGGCCAUGACAACAGAGUUAGUUGCACUGGAGUGCCAGACGAUGGCAUGGGCAUCUGCACAGGAUCCUGGGAUAGCUUCCUGAAGAUCUGGAACUGAGCUGGUCUUCCACGGGCGACAACGGGAGAGGGAGACGGGGGAUGGGGGUGGACAGAGCGAGAGGAGAAGAGAAAGGGGGCUAACACAAGCCUGAGAAAUAAGGAUGCUUAUUUUGGGAGCGGGGAGAUAUCAGAAGGAGGAUGUUUGUUGUGCUGUUUCGCAUCAUUUCUUACCGCUAGAUCUUUCCUUCUUGCUCUCCUUCUUUCUCAUCUAUGUAUGCGUUAUGUAAGAAGUGGGGUGAAUGGGACUUUAUCGAGCAUACUUUGUAAAUGGCAUCGACGACAGUACAAGACACACCCCCAGUACAGGUACACAUAAGAGUUUAAAAUUAUUGUUGAGACUAUCCUUAUCGAGACAAUGACAAACACCAAGAAAAUAGGGUUACUUAAGUCAAUUUUUGAAAUAAUAAAUAAACGGAUUAAGAAAAUAUGCUCUACUUAUAUCUAAGGUGAGUGACAAUUACACGUUUUAGGUUUUUGACAAUAAAAAUAUGUGGAAGAAAUGUAACGAAUAUACAGAUAUAGUAUUACAGAGAUAUUUUUAUUGUCUUGAGAUCUUUGAUGUAUAAAGCCCACACAUAGCGGAAAGUUGAUAUGUACAUUUAUUUACUUUUAGAUAAUAUUUUAGAGUGCAGAAUUGAUAUGCAGUGACGUUGGGUCACACAUCUCAAAUUAAUGUGUGCCACAGAACUUUGACUGUUGCCAUUUUGGGUCUAUUAACAUAUGUGCUAACCAGCAGCACCCUCUGACUUUGCACCAAAAUGGCUGCCGUCACCUAUUACCUGGCUACAUCCAUGAUAUAUAAACCUAAAUCAAACCAGGUUUGAUCAUGUUCAAUUACAUAAGUCAGAGUCUGUCCAUCCCUCUUUGAGUGUCAAGCACUCCUGGAUCCUACUUCAGGGAAACAGUUGAGGUGAAACCAGUACAUUUCCUUCCAACUGCAUUUUGUUGCACUUUUACAUAUUGCAUAUCUCCAGUUUUUCUGUAAAAAUGCAAUGUUUGUUAAAAAACCUUUCUAAUAAACAUAGAAUUCUGCAUUAACACCAA